Messenger RNA from Dracunculus medinensis (Guinea worm), 594 nucleotides. The record is from the annotation of a GenBank genome assembly. Lineage: Eukaryota; Metazoa; Nematoda; Chromadorea; Rhabditida; Dracunculidae.
UUGGUUGUUGUAGUUUUGUUUGAUUUUUAUACUUUGGUGUGUGUUUUGGCUGAGUUGAAUCGUGCUCCUCUCGAUUUUUCUCAGGGAAUUGCUUGUGGGUUUAAUGUUGAGUACUCUCGCGCUCCGUUUGUUUUUAGGGCAUCCUUUUCUGUAUGUGCUGAUUGUAUUUUUGUUUUUUCCUUUUGUUCCUUUUGUGAUUGUUUUUUGUUCGGGAGUUGGGUGGUUUCUGUGAGUUUUUUAGUAGUUUGCGUGUCAGAUUACAUUUCUGGUGGGGGUGUUGGUGGGUAUUUUGUUAAGUGUUUGUUGGUUUUGAUUAUGUUGGUGAUAGCUUUUAGUUUUUAUCAUUGUUCGGGUUGUACUGAGGAUAAGUUUGUCUAUGUCUGCGAGUUAAUAGUUUGUCUUGGUGGAUUUUGCUUAGUGAAGUUCAUCAUCAUGUUAGAACUCUUUUGGUUAUGUUAUUAUGUUUAUAUGAAUUUUUUGAUUGGUCAAAGGGGUAAGUGGGCUUUAUUAAUAGUGCGUUUUGGUACUAUUAUAAUUGAUAUAUUGUUUAAUAUGAGAGGGCGAAUCAUAAGGAUAUUGGUUCUAUGUGUUUAA